Cantharellus anzutake is the source of this 1979-nucleotide messenger RNA. Its product is annotated as SKIP/SNW domain-containing protein. Lineage: Eukaryota; Fungi; Basidiomycota; Agaricomycetes; Cantharellales; Hydnaceae. The record is from RefSeq and is a predicted model, not a curated record. Bases 242 to 1954 code for a protein of 570 amino acids. Gene Ontology annotation, biological process: mRNA splicing, via spliceosome. The transcript has 5 exons. Gene Ontology annotation, cellular component: spliceosomal complex.
GUCCUCACAGUGUAGCCACUAAUCAUCGACGCUGUGUCAUCAAGACCUUGGCCAUAUUGCGAGGCUGAGUCAUAAGUGUCGAAUUCCUCCAUCAGCAAGUCUGAAUUAGUGCGAACUCGUCAGGACUGGUGGUUCUAAGACAGACGUUCGUUGGCGCCUCAAGAGUACUUCAAGUAAUAUCCGCGGAAGCGCCACGUGAGCUUUGAAUUCACUCAGCCACUUUACGAACCCAUCCUCCUCCAUGGCAUCUGCAGCUCUGUUUGGACUACUUCCAAGACCAAUCCAUGCAUCCUCAGUCUCCGACGAUGAAGAUGAACAGAUUGAAGCUACUGCAAUUUCUUCCUUGACCGUUAAAGCAUCACUACCUCAGUAUGGAAGCAGGAAGGGUUGGAAGCCCAUGAGUCAAGAACACUUUGGGGAUGGUGGGGCUUACCCAGAAUGUCAUCUUGCACAGUAUCCCCUUGAGAUGGGCCGAAAGAAGGCCUCAUCUGGGAACACGUUAGCUCUCCAGGUUGAUGCGGAUGGGAAUGUUCGUUACGACGCCAUCGCACAGCAGGGACACCGAGAAGGACGUAGGGUGUUUUCGCAGUUCAAGGACCUAGUACCCCUCACGAAUCGCACUGACUUGGACGAGAAGGCCCGGUUAAUGGAAAGGCCACCUGAAGAGGAAGUCCAGUCAACUGCCGAACGUACCCGCGUAGCACUCGAGAAGCUUGUAAACGUGCGCAUUAAGGCGGCCCAACCAAGCAAUGUUGGUAGCACUCAGGGUAAAACAACGUACGUGCGGUAUACCCCUGGGCAGCAAGGGCAAGGGAAUGGGAAAGAUGGUCUUAAGCAGCGCAUUAUCAAGAUGUCAGAGGCUGUUGAGGAUCCCCUGGAGCCGCCACGGUUUAAGCACAAAAAGAUUCCCAAAGGACCACCCAGUCCUCCGGCCCCCGUUCUGCGCAGUCCUCCGAGGAAGGCAACUGCGCAAGAGCAGAAGGAGUGGAUGAUCCCUCCAUGUAUUUCUAACUGGAAGAACAACAAAGGUUUCACAAUUCCACUUGAUAAGCGGUUGGCAGCCGAUGGUCGAGGUUUGCAGGAUAUACACAUCAACGAUAACUUCGCUAAAUUCUCGGAAGCACUCUUCGUAGCCGAUCGCCAUGCGCGCGAGGAAGUCCGUGAACGAGCACUCAUGCAGCAGCGACUCGUUGAGAAGGAAAAAGCUGCCAAGGAAGAACAUCUCAGGGCACUCGCCCAACGUGCCCGCGAGGAGCGCGGCGGUGUGGCACCUGCACCUGCCAAACCGCCAGUGACAGCUGAAGGCGGCGCAGCUGUCAAGUCAGCAUUGGGUGCUUACGGUAGCGAUUCCGAGAGCGAGGGCGCUAGUGAGGGUGAGGGUGAGGACAGCGAGGAUGAGGAAGCCAGAAAAGUACGAGAUGAAAUGCGCGCUGAGAAGCGACGUGAGCGUGAGCGCGAGAUGCGCAUGAACAAUAUGGGGACAGAGCAGAGAGCGAAAUAUCUCGCCAGGCAAGAAAACAGAGAUAUCUCUGAAAAGAUUGCCCUUGGCCUUGCUAAGCCCACUAUGUCCAAGGAAUCGAUGCUUGACUCCCGCCUCUUCAACCGUGAGACGCUCUCCAGCUCAUUCGCAUCUGAGGACGCAUAUAAACUCUAUGAUCGACCCCUGUUCCAUGGCUCAUCUGCUGCCGCAGCCAUCUACAAGGCGCGUGGUAACAUUGAUGAGGGCAAUGACGAAACAUUCGGUGGUGGGACGGAGGAGGGUAUUGCGAAGGCGCUUGCUAAUGAUCGGUUCGAAUUGGGGCGUGCUUCAAAAGGAUUUGAGGGUGCGAACGAACAGGAAGUCCGUGAAGGGCCGGUUCAGUUUGAGAAGGAUACUGGUGAUCUUUUCGGUGUCAAUCAAUUUUUGGAUGAGGCCAAGCGCGGGACAAAGCGAGGACUAGAUACUGGGGCGUGAGUGUCUGGCCUUUCGCAAAAUAAAU